Messenger RNA from Cicer arietinum (chickpea), 405 nucleotides. RefSeq lists its product as uncharacterized. The record is from RefSeq and is a predicted model, not a curated record. NCBI's taxonomy places the organism in Eukaryota, Viridiplantae, Streptophyta, Magnoliopsida, Fabales, Fabaceae.
AUGGAUAUUCUUGAAGAGACACGUAUGUUAAAUGGAAAGCUGGUUGACACACGUAUAACUCCAAAUGUCAAACUUCUACCUAAUCAUGGGGAGCAAUUUUCAGAUUUAGGGAGAUACAAAAGAUUGGUCGGUAAAUUAAACUAUCUCACAGUCACUCGUGCCAACAUUCAUUUUGUAGUCAAUGUGGUAAGUCAAUUCUUAAACUCUCCUUCGGAAGAACACUGGGAUGCUGUGAUACGAAUCUUGAAAUACAUUAAAGGUGCUACAGAAAAAAGUCAAAUUUAUGAAAACAAAAGGCUUACUCAAAUAGUUGAUUAUUCUGAUGCCGAUUGGGCAAGAUCACCCAUUGAUAGGCGAUUCAUUUCUGGGUAUUGUAUACUUGUUGGCGGAAACAUAAUAUCUUAG